UGUAGUCGCAAAGUCGCGUGGCUGCUGGUCAGUGCGUCUGCAGUCACUCUCAGCAGCUUGCACCGUAAUCAGCUGUUGCACACGCCAGGAGGGAGAGCGAAAGUGUAUGUAUGUGUGUGUGUGUGUGCGUGUGUGUGUGUGUGUGUGUGUGUGUGAGAGAGAGAGAGAGAGAGAGUUGAGAGUAUAGAGAUGUCUUGAGAUGGAUUACUGGAUGGACCUGGUUGUCCAUUACGCAGAAGGACUCUAAUUUCUGGACAUUAAAAACUAUGGAUAGGCCUACUGAUGUAAAAAAGACUAACAACGAGGCUUAAACCGCGUUUAUAAGAAAGGUGACAGGGAGUAGAAUAUGGAUGCUGAGGGAAUCCAACACGUCGACAGAGACAUGGAGGCCACUUCAUGGCCUUUUUCCGUGACCACCGACUGGCAGGAGGACGGAAACGAGAUGACGGGGAAUCAGUUCCAGCAGCCCGACUGGCAGGUGGCUUUGUGGGCUAUGGCGUACUCCCUCAUCAUCCUGGUGUCCAUCACUGGCAAUGUGACAGUGAUCUGGAUUAUUCUUGCUCACAGACGUAUGAGGACUGUGACCAAUUACUUAAUCGUCAACCUGGCUUUCUCUGACGUUUCCAUGGCAACCUUCAACACUCUCUUUAACUUUGUGUACGCACUUCACAACGACUGGUACUUUGGCCUCGGCUACUGCCGGUUUCAGAACUUCUUCCCCAUCACGGCCAUGUUCUCAUCUAUUUACUCGAUGGCUGCCAUCGCAGUGGACAGGUACAUGGCCAUCAUCCACCCUCUGAAGCCCCGCCUCUCCUCCACCUCUACAAAGGUUGUGAUCGCCCUCAUUUGGAUCGUAGCAAUCUUACUGGCUUUCCCUCAGUGCUACUACAGCGUGACAAUAUUUUACUACCCCAGAACUGUGUGCAUGGUCGACUGGCCGGACGAUUAUGGAGGGACACAUCAACUAAGUUAUCAGUUUGCAGUGAUUUUGCUGAUCUACCUGCUCCCUCUGCUGGUGAUGCUGGUGACCUACAGUUUAGUGGGUCAGUCAUUAUGGGGUGGGCACAUCCCUGGAGAGGCGAGGGACAAUUACCACAGCCAGAUCACUGCCAAGAGAAAGGUGGUGAAGAUGAUGGUUGUCGUGGUCUUGACCUUUGCCCUCUGCUGGUUGCCCUACCACAUCUACUUCAUACUGGGAUCCUUUAACAGAGACAUUUAUAAACAGCAUUACAUCCAACAGGUGUACCUGGCUAUAUUCUGGUUGGCGAUGAGUUCAACAAUGUACAAUCCUAUCAUCUAUUGCUGUCUAAACCAAAGGUUUCGUGCUGGUUUCCGUCAUGCGUUUGUUUGGUGUCCUUUCAUCAAAGUGUCGGAGGAGGACAGGAUGGAGCUGCAGCACACACACACCUUCAGAGCUACCAUGAGCCGCAGCCACCGCAAAGACAGUACAUACAUACACACCUCCAUCAAAACACCCAACGCCUUUGACGCAAACGCAGCUAUCAACAGUGAUAUCAACUCAGAAAGAGAUGCUUGCAUGCAGCUUAAAAAACAAACACCAUUAAACACUUACAGCUCACACAGCACAUGUGCAGAAGAUACAAGAUCUCCAGCUGACACACUUCUACAGCACAACAACUGAAACAAAACACGAUGAGGACAUCACGAUAGAAAAUAAUUGGGUUUUUGAGCUGAUAAUAAUUAGACUUCAUCCAAAAAAUAUAGGGGAGAUCCAACAGGGUGAAGUGUGGUGACUUCAUGUGGGAGUUGUUUAGAUGUGGCUUUGGACCAAUAACCCUUUUUUUCGUUAAAGAGGAAUAUAAAUGAAUGUGACUGGUGGAUGUUUUGCUGUUAAUACCAAAGUGGUCAUGGAAAUAGAGUUAUAUGUGAAGAAACUACAUCUGCAUUAAUGAAAACAAGAGUUUUAUUCUCGCAUUGUUAGUGUUUGAUGUUUGUAAGAACAUCUGUAGAUAAAUCCAUCCAUGAUUCAUUUCUCUUACUGAAGCCUUUUUCCUUUGUCCUCCCUCUAUCAUUUACAUUCACUAACUACGCUUCUCCUUUGAGAAACUGGAAAUUGUGGAUAUCUACAGAGUGUGAAACUGUAGUCUUUGUGAUGUUUAUUUUCAACAACAACAACAACAACAACAACAACAACAACAACAACGUAUAAUGGAUGAGAAGUCCUCUGGCAUCAGCAGCAAGCCUUAAUAAUGUGUUUUUUCUUCGACAUGGGACAUUUCAUAUUUGUCACCAAUCUUAAGACACAAAGUGUUGUUAUUGGUAACAUAGUUAAAGCAACAUUUGUUCAGCUUUCUGGUGUUCAAAGUUAGCACCAAUGUGCUGAUUAGCUCUUGUUGUUAGUGUGGGAUUGCCUUGAGCUUAUAAUAACACCUUUAUUAAGGGGAUAUCUUUGCAGUUUAGAAUAUGAGUCUGAGGAGCUCUGCUGUAUCAAUGCAGCUUUUAAAGAUGUUAUUCUACUGUCACUUGAAAUAGUCGAACAAAAGUUUAAUUACAACUUGCUCAAUUUAUUACAUUGAAAGACACAGAAUUAGCUAUUUAUAAUAUUAACUGAUUUUCUAAUCACCAUCAUUACAGUUUCAGUUGACAAAAUAAACACAAAACUGAUUAUAAAAUAUUUUAGAGGCAAAAUUAGCCUUGAUUAUUUGUAUAGACUUUGCUGGAUGUUUCUUACUAUCAGUUAUAUGGUGAGCAUGUAUCUUUUAUUGUAACAGUCUUUAAACAUGUCUUUCACAUAGUGUGCAUUCAUACAGUACGUUGCUCGUGUAUUGUGACUUCACACGUUCCUACAACUGUAAUAUUUUAAGAUUUUUAUGUUCAUGGUGAAGUAGAGUACACAUUAAAAAUUAAAAGUGCUGCUAAUUAGACGAAUGUGAUGUAAAUGUAAUCUAUUGAGUGUAUUAUGUAACAUAUUUUGAUGAAGUGGAAAUGUAAAUAAGGUGACAUGUUUGUGCAGUUAGUAUGAUGAUAAUGUUGUAAAUAAUGUAGCUUGUAAUUGUCAACAUUUCAGAAUGGAGAGAAAACCUUUUCAAUUCUUGUGACAACUUUUACUUUUAAGGUAAAGUGACAAAGUGAAACAUGUAUUGUUGUCUACAGAAAUCAGCAGGGUAGAAGUUUGUGGCCUAAAUAAAAGUUGAUAAUAUGUUUAAUAAAUGUGAGUGUGCGUGUAAUGGUC
Molecule: messenger RNA, 3193 nt
Organism: Gymnodraco acuticeps
Lineage: Eukaryota; Metazoa; Chordata; Actinopteri; Perciformes; Bathydraconidae
Gene: tacr2
Product: tachykinin receptor 2
Exons: 8
Coding region: 347-1642 (431 amino acids)
Biological process (GO): G protein-coupled receptor signaling pathway; positive regulation of flagellated sperm motility
Cellular component (GO): plasma membrane; sperm midpiece
Molecular function (GO): substance K receptor activity
Source: RefSeq, a predicted model, not a curated record